Messenger RNA from Phalacrocorax carbo (great cormorant), 3432 nucleotides. The record is from RefSeq and is a predicted model, not a curated record. NCBI's taxonomy places the organism in Eukaryota, Metazoa, Chordata, Aves, Suliformes, Phalacrocoracidae.
CUACGCCUGUACGCCUGGAGCUCAUUUGCCUUGCAAAUACUUUAUUGUUACAUGCUGAGUCCCUCCCUACUCCUUAAAUUACUAACUCCACCCCAAAAGAGAACUUUUGCUGAAACUGCUGGAGGAAAGACGGAUCUUGCCCCUGAAACCAUGGGACCUGUCAGCUACUCAUCAGAGACCUAUGACUUGAGCCAGGUGGAGCUGAGCGGUUACUAUGAAGCAGAGAACAGCACCCCUUCUUUGGAGGGCUACUUUUGCUUCAACCCAGCCUCCUCUGUGGUUGGCAACCAGAGCGACGCCUUCAGAAAGGUCUUCAUGCCCCUCAUCUAUCUGCUGAUGUUUGUGCUGGGGACUGUGGGCAAUGCCCUGGUCCUGGUCAUUUUAGAGAGGUUCAAGCGGUCUCGCACUACCACGGAGAACUUCCUCUUCCACCUCACCCUGGCCAACCUGGUGCUGUUGUUCACCUUCCCCUUCAGCGUGGUGGAGAGCUUGGCCGGGUGGGUAUUCGGGAAGUUCCUCUGCAAGAUCCUCAGUGCUGUCCACAAGAUCAAUUUCUACUGCAGUAGCAUGCUGCUGGGGUGCAUCGCGGUGGACCGCUACCUGGCCAUCGUCUACGCAAUCCACACCUACCGCAAACGCAGAACUCGCUCCAUCCACCUCACCUGCAUGGCCGUCUGGCUCUGCUCACUGCUGCUGACCUCACCCGAUCUCAUCUUCAUGGAAGUCUGGACAGACGACAGCAACCGCAGCAUCUGCUAUUUUCCAGAGGUUGGGAUCGACGGCAACAACGCCUGGCUGGCGACCCGCUUCCUCUACCACACCGUGGGCUUCUUUGUGCCCCUCCUGGUCAUGUGUUACUGCUACACAGCCAUCGUCCGGGCUCUGUGUCAGUCCCAGCGCCUGCAGAGGCAAAAGGCUGUCCGCGUGGCCAUCCUGGUCACAGGCGUCUUCCUGCUCUGCUGGAGCCCGUACCACAUCGUCAUCUUCCUGAACACGCUUACCAAGCUGGAAGCCUUCACCAAGAACUGCCUCCUGGAAGACCAGCUGGACACAGCCAUCAUGGUGACAGAGGCCAUCGGCUUCACACACUGCUGCCUCAAUCCCAUCCUCUACGCCUUCAUCGGAGUCAAGUUCCGUAACGACUUCUUCCGGAUCCUGCAGGAGCUCGGCUGCAUAAGCCAGGAGACCCUGCAGGAGAUCCUGGAGGUGACGAGGAAGGGCAGCGGGAUCGAGUCUGACAACACCACCUCUAUCUCUACUUUCUAGCCGGGAAAGGCAGCCUGCAGGGCACACCUGUCCUGGGGCUUGCCUUCCCAGUGGCACGUGUGCUGUGGCCUCAGUCCCAAGUUUCACAAGCAUCCCCACCACUUUCUUCACUCCUCAGGAAACCGAGGCCCAAUAGCCUCCAAACACCCAAAUCCCACCAGAUCUCUUCCCUGGCUCUUUCUGGUUCUCACACCUGCAGAAAUCUGUCCGGCGGUUGAUGGCGGACACUGGCUGGCCGACGGUCACUCUGGCAGGGCCGGAUGAACCCGAGCGGGUUGCACCCAACGGUUCCACGUCUCCCUCGAAAACCUGAGCGCAGGCGGCUCCGUGCACGGAGCCAGGCACGAGAUCGAGGUGCCGGGGGGCAGGGAAAGAAGCGCAGACAAGUAAACGUGGAGUUUACUUGUGAGUAAAGCGUCAGUGAGCAAGGACUGGGGGCGAAAGCUAAGCAGGUCUCCGUUUCACUGGCUCAGGCUGGUGGAGGCAGGCCUGAAGGAAGCAGCAGGACGCAAUGGCCAUGGCACACAGAACGAGGCGCAGGUAGGACCAGCGGGGGAUGCAGAGGUCGCUGCAAUAGCAUGGGCAGGUGGUGCUCGACAGUCUCCGGCUGCAAUAUUGCUCCUCCUGCUGCCUGACAUUCGCCCCCUCCCCAGCCAGCCACGGCACAUUGAUUUUCCCAACUUGGCUCAUGCCAGGAGGUCCUGCCACGGACUCAGAGAUGUGACUGUCAUGGAUUCCUUUCCUGACAUCGACUGCAUGCUUUCCCGCUCACUUGACCUGUUUUAUUGCUGUUAAGAGCUCCAGUGAGUGACUGCCGAACUGACCGCCUGACUACGCAAAAGCUUUCCUUUAAGGAAGAAAGCUGCCUGGAGAGAUGGCUUCUCUCUUGUGCCUGAGCACGGGGGAGAUGAACCGUAUGGCUUUGUGAGGCUGAAGGUGUAACUUUUGGGGUUUUUGCAGCUAGUUGUAAGGCACUUUGUGCGUUCUGAGAGCAAGGAGACCCACUGCCCCAGGGUAAGGAAAAGAGCUCGUUUGCAUAAUUUCUGUGUUCGUUUUUAGCGGGCUGAGAGGGAACGUAGCAUUUUGCUUUGCACCGUACUUUCCGAUAUUUUUGCUCUACCUGCAUCUACGGGGCUUUCAGAGGUUUAGUGCAUCCAGGUUGACACAGAACUAACCUGGGCGCUGAUCUUGCCCUGAACCGGGAGUAUCCAGCAGCUGCUCAGAUCGGGCUGCUCGACAACAAUUUGGUCCAAAAUAAGAGCGUCAGCUUUCGCCGUCACUAAUAAUUGUGCCGCAAGAUGACGCGUGGGCAGCCCCAACAGACACGCAGCCUGCUGCUUCCUAGGAGGUCUUGUCACAGGAUAACAUCGCAGCAGCCCGCACGCAGCGCUGCUCGGUGACAUUUCUCUUGCUAGCUAAGCAGUGCUGUGGCCCUAACUCUGCGAGGGCCGUACGUACCAGCUGUCACACGAGCGCGGCCCUAAUCACGAGCACACUUCAAAAUCCGCUCUACCAUUCGCCUCGCUUUUUAAGCAAAGUUGGAGCAGCGUCAGUUCUGCUGCUGCAGCAAGAAUUUUGUGCUAAACUCACUUCUGAAGUGCAACCCGCUAACAAAGAGCUCGGUUGCGGCUGAACUUCACUGUACCCAAGGGCCCUGCUAAAAAGACCAGUCAUUAUGGAAGGGGUCACGUUACACCAGUCCAGCUCAGGCAGAGAUCUCAAUAGCUCAAUCUCAAACUGUGACUCGAGGAGAAAACUCCCCAAGCGUAAGGCCUUUUAUACAAAAAGCAGUCCACCAUUUCCUGCAGCGCUGCGUCUUCAAAGCUGAAACCUGCAGGUAAUGGCGACUGUGGUUGUCCAAGCACGUACCCGCAGCGGAGGAAGAGCGGCUCUCUGAAGCCUGCCCUCGCUACCUCCACGGUUGUACUGGUGAGCAAAGCUGUUGCAGGUGCAUUGUGAACACCUCCCCAGCCCCAGUUCUGAUGGGAACUGCGUUCCCACGCAAAAGCGUUACUAAAGAAAUGAACAGUCAGGGUGUAACAUUCGUACAGCGUUUGCAAGGUAAAAAGAAAAUCUGCACACAAAACAGGGGCGGACAGAUCACGCGUCUAUCGUUACUAUAGAUUCUAGUACUGGCAUGUUGGUAAACUUUUUAGAAGUUUUGAC